CUGUGUUCCAGAAAUUCCAGUGCGAGCCCUGAUUUAGUUAGCAGCAAGACCUGAGGAUGAACAUCUGCGUUGAGGAAAUUCAGGAAAAACUUGUCUCGCGCGAUCUUGUGUGUGCGGUGUUGCCGUCAGUGUAGUAACUUAUCGUUUGAGCGCGAAGUGUUGCCAUCAGUGAGUGAUCGUAAAGUUCAGUAGUUUUCAAACAAAGGAAGCAAAAUAAUUUGAUAUUAAUUGUUGUGCUUCAGACGUGACUAUACGUUCCACGGUUCCUUUUCGAACGCUGGCUUUCACUUUCACAACGGAAUCACUAGUCUUGUUUUAUCUUGGAAAUUCAACAGAAGAAAUGCUUGAAAUAGUUUAGUUAAGUAACGAUACAAAGCUUUUUCAUCCCGGCAUCGAUCUGCGUUACAAGAAAUUCAGCUGUUCGUCAUUGUCUCUGCAUCUGUUGAAGGAUGAGCAGUGAGGCGUGGGGGGGAGGGGAGGCGCGGCGCUACAGCAUCCCGCACUCCUCCGUCCUCGACCACCGCCACUCCCGCCACCAACUCCACCCGGCGACCAUGACGGAGGACCUGCACGCGUGGUCCAUCUACCGCCAGAACCUCAACACGGACUUCACGGACUCAGCGCUGGGCAGCAGCGACAAGACGCCGCUGCCCUACGGCAACUUCCUCCUCAAGGAGGCCACCGUGCAGGCCAUCCUCAACAACCCCAGAUACGCCCCCAAGAGCGAGCUGGGGUCGAACAUGUACACGUACCUCAAGUUUGGUCUUCCACGCGUCUUCCCCCCCAACGAGGGGCGCGAGGCCAGCAGCGGCUACGACUCCAGCGACGACGGGGGACACAGGCGGGGAGGCCGGGGCUCCUUGGGGCGCGCCGACCGCUACACCAGGAGCAAGAGCAAUCCUGACCUGCUCCAUGCCAGGGACUGGAGCUCCCCUCUGCCUCCACACAUCCACUCCCCCAUCAGGAGACCCAAGAGUUCGAGUGAAGCCAACCUGCUUGCGGCGCCGGAGUUCGGCCGCCGCCGUGGGGGGCGCAGCAGCAAGCUUACGGGCUCGCAGAUGUCGCUGCUCUCCCGACAGUCGCGACGCUCACGACAGAACGGCGCCAUCUUUAACCAGGAAGCAUAUCAGAUGAUGCGGGACGCGAGCGAACGUGUGAAGGUAAAGUGUACAGUAGGCAUAGGCCGCUCAGUGAUGGUGGAGCGGCGUCCUAGGAUGCGGUCGUCGCUGCAGCGCAGCAGUAGCCGCUGCGUCGGCGGCUCCGCGGCGGCUCCUCCACUGCGCACGGCAUCGUUUGCUGUGCCCGGCACCACCAGUACCGGCGCGCGUGGCGUGACGCAGCUGCACCGCAGUGCCUCAUACGCCCACGGUCUGCCAUACGGCCACUACGCUGGGGGCCUCAGUGACUAUCACAACAUGGCCCAGCUGAAGCAGCGCGUGAGGCGAAGGCGUUUGGCCCGAGAUGGCAGCGAUGUCCACGGUAAUGGCAGUGUCUUGCCCUCCCUCCCUGACGGCUACACGCUCCCCAGACUCGUGAGCACCAAAGUCCACAAUGGCGGAUACUCAGUGCAGACCCAGCCUCUUCUCGCCUCCUCAUCCUUCAGCAGUUCUCAUUCUCAGCAGUCCUAUUCCCAGCAGCCAAUGCCUAAGAGGACCUCAAAGGUUCCUAGAGCUCAGACUUUGCAACACUCCUCUUCUAUGCUCGUUCAGCCAUCGCAUUAUGGUAUCAGUAGCUACAGCAGGCCAAACUAUUCUCAGAUGGUGCAAUACAAGCAGCCAUUAUCGCUACAACUGCAUCCGGACUCUCCACAAUACCUUCAGACACACGAGUAUCUCCAACCACAGCAGUUCUCCUCAAGUCAUCACCAGGCACUGCGAGCGUUUACAGGGUCUCAGCAAUACCUUCAUUCCUCGCUACAAGCUCCUCAGGCAACACGUCUCCACCACUCUGCCUCGUUCCAGGUGCCCAGUCAUCACCAUCAGACACCUUACCAAAGAAACCUCCAGUUCCAGCAUUCCGUGAUGAACCCACAGCUCUCUGCAUCCUGCCCUAAAUUCAACCAACUGACCUACCCUCUCACGUCGAUCUCCUACCCUGACCUGCAUGAUAUCGACGCGCAGGUUUUACCCGAGUCUCAACCCCGCUUGUCUUUCCCAGUCAUGCCCGAGCAUAGAGCCUCCCCAAGACUACCUGCCCCACCCAUGAACCCUCCCACUUCCCCCUACUACACGUCUCUCUCUCGCCUCCAGCCUCCCGAAGGAGGCGUGUACCGGGAGCCCCCAAUGCUCAACGACAAGCUCUUCCCUCGUGACGCGGUCUGGAACGAAGAUGGCGUGGGCAUCUCUGGCACCAUCGGGCCGGGCAACAUCAGCAACGGCCUCGUGGGCACCAAGGGGCCACACGUGCAGGUCCGAGGCCUCGUCUACGACAACAGGAGCUCCAAGGACCGGUCGCAUCUGCUCGACGGCAUCAGCUUCGAGGCUCGCGGGGGCGAGAUGCUCGCCGUCAUGGCCACCGAUGAGGACGAGGGGACUUGUCUGCUGGACUGCCUGGGUGGCCGGCACACCCGCUGGGGGGGACGACUCAGGGGCGACUUCCUCCUCAACGGCAACCUCGUCUCCCCUAACAAACUUGCAUCUCGCGUGGCCUACGUACAACAAGACGUGAGCUUCUGCCCAGACACGAGCGUCCGACAGACGCUGCUGCUGCACGCCCUGCUCAGGGAGAGCGGCGACCCUGCCAGGGGCAGCAACGUCAAGGCCAGGAUCAACGCCCUCAUCGAGGACCUCGGGCUGGAGCAGGUGAAGCACACGCGCGUCCUGGACCUGACGCUGAGCGAGAAGCGACGUCUCAACGUCGCGUGUCACCUCCUGCUGGAGACGGACGUCGUGUUGCUGGACCAGCCCACCCGCGGCAUGGACAUCUUCGACACAUUCUUCCUCAUCGAAUACCUUCGCCAGUGGGCCGGCAGAGGCAGGAUUGUCAUCCUGACGAUCCAGCCACCGACGUACGAGAUCUUCACGAUGAUCUCGCGCGUGCUGCUCGUGUCGACGGGCCGCGUCAUGUACUUCGGGCGGCGGCGGGAGAUGUUGCCGUACUUUGCCUUCAUUGAGUACCCUUGUCCUGCUUAUAAGAAUCCUUCAGAUUACUACAUUGACCUGGUGACGCUGGACGACCUGAGCUCGGAGGCGAUGCUGGAGUCGUCACAGCGCGUCGAGAUGUUGGCCGACACCUUCAGGAGGAAGCAGGAGGCCCUCAGCGACCCCGGCCCUUCUGCCCCCCUGCCGCCACACAUCCGCUCCGCCAACGCCUGCAUCACGCUGCUCGCCCUCUGGAUACGAGCAAUGAUCUACCAGUUCCCCUACAAUCUACUACGGUGGCUAAGUCGCUCCUUCGUCGCGGCUCUCAUAUCCGUGUUCGUGGGACUCGUCUUCUGGGACGUGCGCAGCGCUUCUGUCCAGCAGCAGUGCACAAGUACCACAUUGUUUAGAUGUCUGAUGCCCUGGCUGCUGCAGGUGCUGUACAGCUUCUUGGCACUGGCGGGGAUCUUUCUAGCGUACAUCCUCCCAGCGUACUCCAUGGCGGGCUUCCUGCCCCAGGACGGUGACACGAAGUUCUACAGCUACGUAGGACAUUCGCUCGUCUACCUCUUCGCUAUCAACACCUUAGCCAUCGCCGUGGCGACGGUGGUGGCAUCGCGCCAUGUGGCGGCCGCUAUUGUGGCGUUCGUCAUGACAGUCGCGGCACUGGGGACAGGCUUCACUUUACAUCCAGCCGAGGUGUCAUGGUGGGCGUGGCCCACGCUGUGGUGGUCGCCCUCUAGGUGGCUGCUGCGCGAGCUCACUCAUGCUGACCUCGUCCUGGCCAAGGACUUUUCUUGUGAUCGCAACCCCGUCAUGAAAGACCUGCAAAGUAUCAUUCAGAGAAAGGUCUCGUGUGGUAUCGUGAACGGUGCCCAAGCUUUGAAUUACCUAGGCUUGGACGAUGCUUACCUACCGGGCAAGUAUUACCCCGCCUUGCUUAUGUUCAUCUUCUAUGUGGGGUGCCUGCUCGUAGCCAUGCUUGGCUUCAUCUUCUUGGCGCGUACACCAAGGAAGAAGAAAUACCACGUCGAAUAAAUUUGAUGUACAUUGUUGAUGAUAACAACGCUUAACAAAUUGCUGCCUUGCAUUGAAAAAAAAAAUGUUCGACUGUUGGUUAACUGCUAGCAGCAUUGCCCACUUCCGUAACUGACCUAAAAAAAGACGUGUAAAUGUAACUCUUCAAACGAAAUAAGAGAAAGGGGCGAAAAGAAAAUAUAUAGGUAUAAACUGGCAUCAAAAGUUGAUUUGAAAUACUAUUCGUCUAAUUUUGAAUAUAUUUGAGAUUUUGCAAAUUUAUUAUAAAAAUGUAUAGUGCCUACUGGAUAGAUAAUGCUAAAAUUCAAUGUAUGGGUAUGUUCGAUGCAAUAAGUACUUAUAAUAUUUGACAAUUGUAAAUAAAUUGUUAUUGAUAAA
Molecule: messenger RNA, 4496 nt
Organism: Hyalella azteca
Lineage: Eukaryota; Metazoa; Arthropoda; Malacostraca; Amphipoda; Hyalellidae
Exons: 17
Coding region: 450-4118 (1222 amino acids)
Cellular component (GO): plasma membrane
Molecular function (GO): ABC-type transporter activity; ATP hydrolysis activity; ATP binding
Source: RefSeq, a predicted model, not a curated record